Miscanthus lutarioriparius is the source of this 237-nucleotide messenger RNA. Lineage: Eukaryota; Viridiplantae; Streptophyta; Magnoliopsida; Poales; Poaceae. The record is from the annotation of a GenBank genome assembly.
AUGGCCUGGCUGGUUCUUCCAAACUUCAGGGGAGCAGCAUUCAUCUACAACAGGUUUGUGAGGGAGCAGGUGAAAAAGCAUACUGCCAUACAGGCUGCAGGUGCUGGCAGCACUAGCAACAACAACGUUAUUAUUAGUGCUAACGAAGAUGACAAGAUCCUUUCUACUUCUCCAAAAGAGAAGAAGUCCAAGAGGAAGCUACUUUCGAUGAUCAUUCCAAAGAAGCUCAAGUUUUGA